AUGCGUCCCGAAGUCGAGCAAGAUCUCGCCCACACGCUCCUCGUCGAGCUUCUGGCAUACCAGUUCGCCUCGCCAGUGAGAUGGAUUGAGACCCAAGAUGUUAUUCUCGAGGCCAACAGGACAGAGAGGAUUGUGGAGAUCGGACCUGCGGACACACUUGGUGGAAUGGCUAAACGGACAUUAGCGUCAAAAUAUGAGGCAUACGACGCAGCCACUUCUGUUCAACGUCAGGUCCUUGCAUAUAGUAAAGAUGGGAAACAGAUCUACUACGAUGUCGAUCCAGUCGAGGAUGAAUCAGCACCUCCAGCAGCUGAUGGCAGUGGUAGCGCGGUAGCCAAUGCACCCUCUUCUACGCCAGCUACAGCUCCUGCUCCAGCUACUGCUGCACCUGCUGCGAGUGCAGGUCCCGCCGCAGCUGUAGCUGAUGUGCCAGUCGCUGCCGUUGACGUUCUUCGCACUCUGGUUGCCCAGAAGCUCAAGAAAUCACUCACCGACAUUCCCCUCACCAAAGCCAUCAAAGAUCUUGUUGGGGGUAAGUCGACAUUGCAGAAUGAGAUCCUUGGUGAUUUAGGCAAAGAAUUCGGAUCAACACCAGAGAAGCCAGAAGACACCCCUCUCGAUGAGCUCGGAGCUUCGAUGCAAUCAACAUUUAAUGGACAGCUUGGGAAGCAGUCUUCUUCCUUGAUCGCUCGCCUGGUCUCGUCAAAGAUGCCGGGAGGUUUCAACAUUACAGCCGUUAGAAAACACCUCGAGACAAAGUUUGGUCUCGGUUCUGGCAGACAAGAUGGGAUCUUACUCCUUGCCCUGACCAUGGAGCCCGCCUCCCGCCUCGGAUCUGAAAACGAUGCCAAAGCAUACCUCGAUGACGUUGCCGGUAAAUAUGCUGCCACUGCUGGCAUCGACCUGUCGGCACCAGCAGCUGGCACACAAGGUGGAGGAGGUGCUGGCAUGAUGAUGGAUCCUGCCGCCAUCGAUGCUCUGACCAAAGACCAGCGAGCGCUUUUCAAACAACAGUUAGAACUCUUUGCUCGCUACUUGAAGAUGGACCUUCGAGCUGGCGAAAAAGCUUUUGCAGGGUCGCAGGAAUCUGCCAAAGCACUUCAAGCUCAACUUGACCUUUGGAAUACCGAGCAUGGCGAGUUCUACGCAUCUGGUAUUGAGCCGUCCUUCAAUCCUUUGAAGGCGCGAGUCUACGACUCUUCAUGGAAUUGGGCUCGACAAGACGCCCUCAGCAUGUAUUAUGACAUAAUUUUUGGACGACUGAAGGCAGUCGAUCGAGAGAUUGUGAGCCAAUGCAUUCGCAUCAUGAACCGGUCGAACCCGCUUUUGCUAGACUUCAUGCAGUAUCACAUUGACAACUGUCCUACCGAACGAGGCGAGACUUACCAACUUGCAAAAGAACUGGGUGAACAACUGAUCGAAAAUUGCAAGGAUGUCCUUGACGAGGCUCCCGUUUACAAAGACGUUGCCAUUCCUACUGGCCCUCAGACCACUGUGGAUGCCCGCGGAAAUCUUGAGUACAAGGAAGUCCCCAGAACCAGUGCUCGAAAGCUUGAACAUUACGUUCGCGAAAUGGCAGAAGGAGGGAAGAUCUCGGAAUACAGCAACCGCACAAAAGUGCAAAACGACCUACGCAGCGUGUACAAGCUUAUUCGCAAGCAGCACAAGCUUUCAAAAGCAUCUCAGCUCCAAUUCAAUGCCCUGUACAAAGACGUUAUUCGCGCGCUAGCCUUGAACGAGAGCCAAAUCAUGCCACAAGAGAACGGCGAGGUUAAAAAGCCUGGCCGAAAUGGAUCACUCUCAAGACUAGCAGUGAAUGGCACUCCGAAGCCUGGCAAAACCGAGACCAUCCCAUUCUUGCAUUUGAAGCGGAAAGAGGAACAUGGUUGGGAGUACAGCAAAAAGUUUACCGGCCUCUACCUUGAUGGCCUAGAGCAAACUGCCAAGUUAGGUCUUACAUUCCAGGGCAAGAUGGCUUUGAUGACUGGUGCUGGCGUUGGCUCCAUCGGCGCUGAAGUCCUCCAGGGAUUGAUCAGUGGUGGUGCCAAAGUCGUCGUAACCACAAGUCGAUUCUCUCGUGAGGUCACCGAAUACUACCAGUCAAUGUAUGCUCGCUUUGGUGGACGCGGCUCACAGUUGAUUGUUGUGCCAUUCAACCAAGGCAGCAAGCAAGACCUCGAAGCUCUCGUUGACUACAUUUACGAUAACAGAAAAGGCCUCGGCUGGGACCUUGACUUCAUCAUUCCGUUUGCUGCUAUUCCCGAAAAGGGCCGCGAGAUUGACGGCAUUGACUCACAAUCUGAGCUAGCUCACCGGAUUAUGUUGACGAACGUCAUCAGAAUGCUAGGUGCUGUCAAAAGUCAGAAACUUGAGCGUGGCUUCAAUACUCGUCCCGCUCAGGUUAUUCUGCCCUUGUCGCCAAAUCACGGAACAUUCGGAAACGAUGGGCUGUACUCCGAGUCGAAACUGGGUUUAGAGACUCUGUUCAAUCGCUGGUAUACGGAGAGCUGGGGCGACUUUCUCACCAUCUGUGGUGCAGUCAUAGGCUGGACUCGUGGGACUGGCCUUAUGAGUGGCAACAACGUUGUUGCGGAUGGUGUUGAGAAGCUUGGUGUGCGCACGUUCUCGCAGCAGGAGAUGGCAUUCAAUCUCCUUGGACUCAUGUCUCCUACCAUCGUCAACCUAUGUCAAUCCGAACCAGUCUUCGCCGAUCUCAAUGGAGGACUUCAAUUCCUACCGGAUCUCAAGGAUUUGAUGACAAAGCUUCGAUCGGAGAUUAUGGAAACCAGCGCCGUCCGACAGGCUGUCACCAAGGAAACUGCUCUGGAGAACAAGAUCGUGAACGGGAAAGACAGCGAGGCCCUUUACAAACAGGUCAAGAUUGAGCCCCGUGCGAAUCUCAAGUUCGAAUUCCCUGAACUGCCGAAAUGGAAAGAAGAUAUCGAGCCUCUGAAUAAAAGCCUCAAAGGAAUGGUUGACCUCGAUAAGGUUGUAGUUGUCACCGGAUUCUCGGAAGUGGGCCCCUGGGGCAAUUCUCGCACUCGAUGGGAAAUGGAGGCCUAUGGCAAGUUCUCGAUUGAAGGUUGUGUGGAAAUGGCCUGGCUCAUGGGACUCAUCAAAAACCAUAAUGGCCCGCUCAAGGGCAAAACUUACUCCGGAUGGGUUGACGCGAAGACCAGCGAGCCAGUUGAUGACAAAGAUGUGAAGGCCAAAUACGAGAAGCAAAUUCUCGAGCACUCUGGUAUUCGUCUCAUCGAGCCCGAGUUGUUCAGAGGCUAUGACCCCAACAAGAAGCAGCUUCUUCAAGAAGUCCAGAUUGAAGAGGACCUGGACCAAUUUGAAGCAUCAAAAGAAACUGCCGGGGAGUUCAAGCGCGAGCAUGGGGAUAAGGUUGAAACGUUUGAACUCGAAUCGGGGGAGUAUAGCGUCCGCGUCAAGAAAGGUGCAACACUCCUCAUCCCCAAGGCUCUCAAAUUUGACCGCCUUGUGGCUGGUCAGAUCCCCACUGGAUGGAGCGCCAAGCAAUACGGUAUCCCAGACGAUAUUAUUGAGCAAGUUGAUCAGGUCACUCUAUUCGUCUUGGUCUGCACAGUGGAGUCUCUACUUGCUUCUGGUAUCACCGAUCCUUACGAGUUCUACAAAUAUGUGCACUUGUCGGAAGUUGGUAACUGCAUUGGCUCUGGAAUCGGUGGCACUACUGCUCUCCGUGGUAUGUACAAGGAUCGAUUCCUCGACAAGCCGGUGCAGAAGGACAUUCUCCAAGAGUCUUUCAUCAACACGAUGUCUGCCUGGGUCAACAUGUUGCUUCUAUCAUCUACCGGCCCCAUCAAAACUCCCGUUGGUGCUUGUGCAACUGCUGUUGAGUCUAUUGACAUCGGUUACGAGACCAUCGUGGAGGGAAAGGCGCGAGUCUGCUUUGUUGGUGGCUUUGACGACUUCCAAGAGGAAGGCUCAUACGAAUUCGCCAACAUGAAGGCUACUAGCAAUGCGGAGGACGAGUUUGCCCAUGGACGCACGCCCGGAGAGAUGUCCCGUCCUACCACAACGACUCGAAAUGGCUUCAUGGAGUCUCAAGGCUGUGGCAUGCAAGUGAUCAUGUCUGCUCAACUAGCCCUAGAUAUGGGUGUGCCAAUCUACAGUAUCCUUGGUCUAACCGCCACUGCUACUGACAAGAUUGGGCGUUCUGUUCCGGCACCAGGACAAGGUGUUCUUACCACGGCUCGCGAGAACCCCGGCAAAUUCCCAUCACCAUUGCUCGACAUUAACUACCGAAGAAGACAACUCGACUUGCGCAAGAAGAAUAUCAAAGCUUGGCAAGAGUCUGAGCUCGUCUAUCUGCAAGAAGAACUUGCUGCCAUGAAGGCGCAAGCCGAGUUUGGCUUCAACGAGGCGGAAUACAUGCAAGAUCGUGCAGAUCACAUCGAGCGAGAAGCCAAACGCCAGAUCAAAGAGGCGCAAUACAGCUUCGGCAACAAUUUCUGGAAAAAGGAUUCCCGCAUUGCUCCGCUUCGUGGCGCCCUGGCAACAUGGGGCCUAACUAUCGACGAUUUAGGUGUCGCUUCCUUCCACGGAACCUCUACCGUUGCCAACGACAAGAACGAGUCAGAUGUUAUCUGCCAACAGAUGAAGCAUCUUGGGCGCAAAAAGGGAAAUGCUCUGCUCGGCAUCUUCCAGAAGUACCUGACCGGCCAUCCAAAGGGUGCUGCAGGAGCUUGGAUGUUCAACGGGUGCUUGCAAGUCCUCAACUCUGGGUUGGUACCAGGAAAUCGCAAUGCCGACAACGUUGAUCAGAUCAUGGAGAAGUUUGACUACAUCUGCUACCCCAGCAAGUCAAUUCAAACCGAUGGUGUGAAAGCAUUUUCCGUCACCUCUUUCGGCUUCGGACAGAAAGGCGCUCAAGCGAUUGGUAUCCACCCUAAGUAUCUCUAUGCAGCACUGGAUCAAGCUGAAUUUCAGCGAUACAAGGGCAAAGUAGAGGCUCGACAGAAGAGAGCCUACCGGUAUUUCCACAAUGGUCUUAUCAACAACACUCUUUUCGUCGCAAAAACGCAUUCGCCAUACGCCGACACUCAACAGAGCCAGAUUUUCCUGGACCCGGACUCGCGAGUAUCAGUUGACGAAAAGACGUCUGAACUUACCUUCCCCACCUCCAUACCGAAGAAGGUUGAAGAUGCAAAAUCCAAGUCGACAAAGGAAAUGCUCAAGUCCCUCGCUGAGGCUACGGCGUCGCAGGGUUCGAAGGUGGGUGUAGACGUUGAGGAAAUUGGAGCAAUCAACAUCGAGAACGAGACUUUCGUGGAGAGGAAUUUUACACCAAAAGAGCAGGCAUAUUGCAAGAAAGCGCCCUCACCCCAGGCAUCCUUUGCAGGCCGGUGGAGUGCCAAGGAGGCGGUCUUCAAGUCUUUGGGCGUAUCCAGUAGAGGUGCUGGUGCAGCGUUGUCAGAAAUAGAAAUCAUCAAUGAUGAGAAGGGUGCUCCAACUGUCUCGUUACACGGUGAAGCAGCUGCAGCUGCCAAGAAUGCUGGUGUGAAGAAUGUCAGUGUCAGCAUCAGCCAUAGCGAUACGCAAGCAAUUGCUAUUGCUGUAUCUGCUUUCUAG
Molecule: messenger RNA, 5598 nt
Organism: Endocarpon pusillum Z07020
Lineage: Eukaryota; Fungi; Ascomycota; Eurotiomycetes; Verrucariales; Verrucariaceae
Product: Fatty acid synthase subunit alpha
Exons: 2
Coding region: 1-5598 (1865 amino acids)
Biological process (GO): long-chain fatty acid biosynthetic process
Cellular component (GO): fatty acid synthase complex
Molecular function (GO): fatty acid synthase activity; holo-[acyl-carrier-protein] synthase activity; 3-oxoacyl-[acyl-carrier-protein] synthase activity
Source: RefSeq, a predicted model, not a curated record